UUGAAACCAGCUUGCAAAAAGAGAAAAUGGCCAGAGUUUCUUCUCUCCUGAGGCUCAGUUUGAUUCUAUGCUACUGCAGCUCCCAGAUUAAUACUAUGAAAAUUAAGAUGGUUAGUAAACCUGAAGCCAUCAAUGCCCGGGUGGAACUGGAUUGUGAAACAAAAUAUCCAGACCAUGGGGUGUACUGGAUCCAUCAGAACAAUAGCAAGGAACCCAAAUUCAUCUUAUACAUUAAAUCAAGACCACAAUCAGUACCAAAUGACCAACCUUAUGACAUCUCAAAAAGUGGCAACACUUACAAACUGAUAGUGAAAGCAUUCAAGAAGCAGGACGAGGGCAUUUAUAACUGCAUUGUCCUUCACAACCAGGUUUUACACUUCAGUCCAGACCUCCCAGUCUACCUGCCAGUGAGAACCACCCAAGCUCCCACAACUCAACGGCGUGCUCCAGAAACCCCAAACCCUAACAAUCAACACAUCACCAAUGGACCCAAUAAAUGCUCCGAUGCCACAGUUACAGUUCCAUAUGAUGGUCUGAUGCUCCCUUGUGAACCAUACAUCUGGAUGCCUUUGUCUGGUGGCUGCUUCCUUCUCUUGAUAACUUUGGUGAUCACCAUAACAGUGUGCUGUGAUCCAAGAAGGAGGAGAAGAAGAUGCCAAUGUAAAAGGCCUUUGAAUGGAACCAAUGGAAAACCCACCGUGCCACGCUAAUAUGGAGGAAGCCUGGGUCAUCCCAAGUGGAUUUCCUAAUGCGUUUUCACUGUAACUGCAGAAGUAUACAUUAUAUAUCACACCACAAUUAUUUUUACAGACGGUUUUUAAUUUUAUACCAUGUAGCUGCUGGUGCAUUUCAGCCCUUUCUCUUCAGUCCAUUUUCCGGUGUAAAUUGCCCCGCACCAAGC
This is a messenger RNA of Gekko japonicus, 901 nucleotides long. RefSeq names its product T-cell surface glycoprotein CD8 alpha chain-like. The transcript has 6 exons. The record is from RefSeq and is a predicted model, not a curated record. NCBI's taxonomy places the organism in Eukaryota, Metazoa, Chordata, Lepidosauria, Squamata, Gekkonidae. Bases 27 to 710 code for a protein of 227 amino acids.